Molecule: messenger RNA, 2003 nt
Organism: Phoenix dactylifera (date palm)
Lineage: Eukaryota; Viridiplantae; Streptophyta; Magnoliopsida; Arecales; Arecaceae
Product: amino acid transporter AVT6A
Biological process (GO): amino acid transmembrane transport
Cellular component (GO): membrane
Molecular function (GO): L-amino acid transmembrane transporter activity
Source: RefSeq, a predicted model, not a curated record
UGACCCCUUUCUCCCCCUCUACCUCCCUCUUCUUUCUAACUCCCGCCCAGAGUUGAAAGGGAGGAAGAAAAAAGCUUCCUUCUUUCCUACCUCCGACGAUCAAAAACCCCAUUUCAAUCGAGCUUAUCGAUCGCCUCCUUCGAACAGAGCUCGAUCCCGGCGUGAAAAUCUUAUCUUUCCCCUCCCGAGAGUGAUAGAAGUACCGAAAAUCAGCGUUCCAGGUCAAAUCCAAGAUAAGAACGAACUGCAAAAUUGCAACUUGUGGUGAACAAAGAUGACCAUUGGAGGCCUUUCCCCGGUUGAGAAUAAGGGGAGACGAAGUAACAAAGAGAUUCUUGAUGAGAAUGCUCCCCUGCUACCAACCAAACGCGAGGAAGAUGGAGGGUUUGAUGAGUUUAAUGGAGCUUCUUUUUCUGGGGCUGUGUUUAACCUAUCGACGACCAUUGUGGGAGCUGGAAUCAUGGCUCUCCCAGCCACCAUGAAAGUCGUAGGGCUGGUGCCAGGAAUUGCCAUGGUCAUAUUCUUUGCUUUCCUAACUGAGGCCUCAAUUGAGAUGUUGAUCAGGUUCAGCCGGGCUGGGAAAACAGCAUCCUAUGCAGGCGUUAUGGGGGAUGCAUUUGGAAAAGUUGGGAAGGUGCUGCUUCAGAUCUGUGUGACCAUAAAUAAUGUGGGUGUGUUGAUCGUCUACAUGAUAAUCAUUGGUGACGUGCUUUCUGGAACAUCUUCCAGUGGGGUUCACCAUUAUGGUGUUUUGGAAGGAUGGUUUGGGGAGCACUGGUGGAAUGGUCGGUUUUUUCUUCUUCUGGUCACUACUUUAGCAAUUUUUGCUCCAUUGGCAUGUUUCAAGCAUAUAGAUUCAUUAAGACUCACAUCUGCUUUAUCAGUUGCACUAGCAGUAGUUUUUGUUGUAAUUACUGCUGGGAUAGCUAUUGUAAAAUUGCUGAGUGGAAGCAUUUCAGUGCCCAAGUUGUUUCCAAGUAUACCUAAUUUGGCGUCUGUUUGGAACCUUUUCACAGUAGUCCCUGUUCUUGUAACUGCGUAUAUCUGCCAUUACAAUGUUCACACUAUAAACAAUGAACUUGAUGACUCCUCCCAGAUCAAGCCCAUUGUGUGGACCUCGCUGGUGCUCUGCUCUACUGUCUACAUCGCUACAAGCUUCUUUAGUUUCCUCCUCUUUGGUGAAUCUAUUCUUGAUGAUGUGCUUGCCAACUUUGACUCCAACCUUGGUAUCCCAUACAGCUCUCUGCUUAAUGAUGCUGUCCGCGUGAGCUACGCUGUCCACCUCAUGCUUGUGUACCCUAUCAUCUUCCACGCACUGCGGCUCAACUUGGAUGGCCUCCUCUUUCCUUCAGCAAGACCGUUUUCUUCUGACAAUCGGAGGUUUGCGCUAAUUACAGUGGGGCUUCUCUCAGUCAUUUUCCUGGCUGCAAAUUUUAUUCCCAGCAUCUGGGAUGCCUUUCAAUUCACUGGUGCAACAGCUGCUGUUUGCAUUGGAUUUAUUUUUCCUGCUGCCAUUACCCUUAGGGAUCCUCAUGGCAUAGCAACCAAGUGGGAUAAGAUCUUAUCUGUUUUCAUGAUCAUCCUUGCUGUGCUGUCAAAUGCGAUAGCUGUAUAUAGUGAUGCCUACUCUCUUUUCAAGAAGGACAAAUCCUUGACUCGAUCUUAAGUUCUGUGAUCCUUGGUAUGUGGAAGUAAUGUGCAUAUGUAGGUUGGUAACAUUGGUUAUUUGGGCACCAACAUAUGUGGGCAUGGUCUAAGUUUGUUUAGUUCAAUAAUAGAGGGCAUCUCAAUAUAUAAGUUGAGCUACAUGCUAUGAAUGGUAUGCAAACGAUGUAUUGUAAGGCUUGUUACAAAGGGUGAAGUUGGAGUUGGAGAAUUGUAAACUAUUGGAUAAAUUGUAACUUGAUCGACCUUUGUACUUGGUUAUGUACUGGUUGACUGUGUAAACUCCUAUUUGUAUGCAUUAUAAAAUAUAUGACUCAAAUUAUUUGUUCAAUAAUUAA